This is a messenger RNA of Anoplophora glabripennis (Asian longhorned beetle), 910 nucleotides long. RefSeq names its product headcase protein. The record is from RefSeq and is a predicted model, not a curated record. NCBI's taxonomy places the organism in Eukaryota, Metazoa, Arthropoda, Insecta, Coleoptera, Cerambycidae.
AUAGAGCCGCAUCGAAGACGUGUGUGUACGACUGCUACCAAGGUCAGACAACUGAGCGUUCAGAGGCCGCGCCACGCAGGAAGCGCUCCCGCGACGACUUGAUCAAGGCCCACGCAUCUCGCAGGCCAUGGCACCUCGCCGACACCUGGGACAAGUUCAAGGCCUUCUGGGGAUCGAUUCCAUGGAGGAAGCCGGCGUUACCCGAUGCUGCGUGCCCACGGGCGAAUGCUUGCGCGCCCAGCAGCAGCUCAGUCCCAACAACAACGACCCCAUGAUCAUCUCCCUGGACGACCUCCGGGACACGGUCCGCGUCACCUGCAACAACGAACUCUGCAUCUCCGGCCGGUACAUGCAUCGUGAGUGUUUCGAUCAGUGGGAACAGAGCGUAUUGGCCUACCUAAAGACAUGCGGAAGGGCCCGUUCCUGGUCCGAGAGGCAGCGCCACCAGAACCUCUGGACCAAGAAGGGCUACGACUUGGCCUACAAGGCGUGCGGUUGCAAGUGCGGCAGAGGACAUCUCAAAAAGGACUUGGACUGGAUGCCUCCGCCACCGACUAGCAACAUUUUCGGCAGGAUCGAGGAAGUAGAUACCGGCAAGAAGAAAAAGCGCCGCAAUCGUAACAAUUCGCGACCUUCCCUGGCUAUAACGGCGAACCACCCCAUUGGGAGCGAAGUUCGCGGUCGCGCCGGCAGCUUGUCGUGCUCCAGCACCGGGUCGUCUUCUCCUCCGACCUCGGGCAGCGAGCCCAGUGUAUCCCCAGUUCAUGCCCAUUCCAAGAAGAAGUCGAAGAUCGAGUUGCCGGAAAGGAUUCGAGUUGGAGGUGGUGCAAAUGGAAUCUUCACCCGCCGCCUGGAUUUCAGCUCCUUCAAUGCCCUGCCGAAGAACAAGCUGAAUUCUUAUCAAAUUAAG